AAAAACAAUAUCAACAACGACAAAAACAACAAACUCACCAAAGAUUCUAAAUAUGAGAGUCUUGACCGGAAGUACCCAGUGCCGAACUUCCGGAACACGGAGGCCAUCUACCGCGGAAAAUCAAACUCUGAAUUGUUGAGGACGAUGUUGGUGUUUGGCUUGUGCUCCAUUGACUAUCUCGUUGACAAUCAAACGAAGAUCUUGAAACUUACACGGAACAUUUUCGGCAAGAAAUUAUUUGCUCUUCUGAUGGAGUGGACAUUUUUUGGGCAGUUCAUGGUAAGAGAGGAGGAAGGAAAAAUUUUGGAGGGGCUCAGGAAACUGAACGAGAGAGGAAUCUCCCCGAUGUUGGCCUAUACCGCACCCGAGUUGCAUGGAUCAGUUGAUGGCGAUGGAGCAUCUAACGAACCAGCAAAAGAGCAGUGGUACUUGAAUAACUUCAACUCCGUACUUAAGAGUUUCCAUAUAGCUGCAAAGUGCUAUUCUUUCACGAAAACGCGGCCUAUCAUUACGACCAAAGUGACGUUCUUCGUCGAUCACUCACUGCUGGUGCUACUGAGCUCCGUCAUCCAACAGCAGAAUGCACUCCUACUUCACAACAACCAACUCGUCGACAGUUUCAUUUCAAAAAAUCCUACAUGGAAUACAAGAAGUAAGGAAAGCUUAAAAAAUGACCUAAUUUUCCAUGUGGAGCUGAAUAAAAUGAUUCACUCUGAGAGAUACGAAAACCAUAGUCCGACGAAAGAGAAUGAAGAUGUCGUAAAACUGCAAGAUGCUCACUUGAAUCUUUUUGAAAAACUUCGCGGAAGGAUGGACAAGCUUUGUUUGACAGCCCAACAAACCAAUCUCUCGCUAAAUUUCGACGCCGAGCAAACCUACCUGCAAACGGCCAUAGAGAUGCUGUGCAUACACUUCCAGAGAUUGUACAACGAGUGCGCGCCUGUUGUACUCAACACCUACCAGUGCUACUUGAAGCGCACUGGUGACGUCAUAGAGAAUCACGUGACUCUCGCGAAACAAGAUGGCUUCUGUUUUGGCGGGAAAAUUGUAAGGGGGGCCUACAUUGACGAGGAGCGCCGGCUGGCAAAGGAGAAGCAAACAGUCGACCCGGUGAACCCGACGUACGCUGCCACCACCUCCAUGUAUCAGAGGGUUAGCGAGUUUUUAAUAAACCAGGUCAAGUGUCAAGGUGAAGGUCGAAUGAGGGUCAUAUUUGCUACUCACAAUGAAGACAGCGUCACAGACGUUCUUAACAGGCUUCGUGAGAAGGAGAUCAACAUGGAUGUUGGUGAUGUUUCAUUCGCACAACUCUAUGGAACGAGGGAUUUCAUCUCUUAUACACUAGGAUCGCUGGGCUACCCGGUAUCAAAGAUGGUUCACUACUCCAAUCCAGUAGACGGUCUGGCCUACCUCUCCAGGCGCUUGACUGAGAACAGGUCUGGUCUGGCGAGUCCUGAGAUUGAAAGGAGACUGCCGGUCGUCGAGUUGAAGAGGAGAUUAUUUGAAAGAAGAAAAAACAUUUGAUACCGAUCUAUUAAUUUAAUCAUAAUAAUUUAUUAAUAUUUGUCGUUUUUUGUUCAUUAAAACGAAAUAAAAAUUUUAUACUGCAAUUUAAAUAAAUAUGAGAUGGCUUUUU
Helobdella robusta is the source of this 1636-nucleotide messenger RNA. RefSeq lists its product as hypothetical. Gene Ontology annotation, molecular function: proline dehydrogenase activity; FAD binding. The transcript is spliced from 11 exons. The coding region runs from base 145 to 1524 and encodes 459 amino acids. NCBI's taxonomy places the organism in Eukaryota, Metazoa, Annelida, Clitellata, Rhynchobdellida, Glossiphoniidae. Gene Ontology annotation, cellular component: mitochondrion. The record is from RefSeq and is a predicted model, not a curated record.